Messenger RNA from Prorocentrum cordatum, 1392 nucleotides. NCBI's taxonomy places the organism in Eukaryota, Dinophyceae, Prorocentrales, Prorocentraceae. The record is from the annotation of a GenBank genome assembly.
GGGGAAGCCGCCGGCCCGCUUGCCCAGGCCCGCUCGCUCGAGCUGCUUGCGGCCUUCAAGGAGGAGCUGGAGAGGCUGGUCGAGAAGCACGUGGGCUACGCGGUCGGGAACCUGGAGGAGGAGCUGCGCAGCACCCUCGUGAAGACGGUGAAGGAGGAGGUGGCCAGGCUCCGGGAGCCGCCCAAACCGCUGGAGUCGCAGCCAGCGUCGGAGGCGGGCUCGGAGAGCGCGGACAAGAGCACCAAGGGCCCCGCAGGCAAAGGCAGCGGAAGGGCCGCCCCGGCGCCGGGCCUGCUCGCCCGAGAGACGCCGGGGCACUGCGGAGAGGGGCCGCAGCCCGGGGCGGGCACGCAGCCGCUCGCGCACGGCGGCGGCGAGGCUCCGGUCCCUCCCGCGCAGCCCGCCGAGGUCUCGCAGCCGCACCCGAGGAGCUGCGGACAGUCGCGGGCGGGGAGCCUGGGGCCACCCGAGGCGCAGGGCAAGGAGCGCAAGCCCGCCGAGGGGGCCCAGGAGGCCGGGACGCAGAUGAAAGGGCCUGGCGACUUCUCAGCGCGGCAGUGGCGCAAGUGGCGGGAGCAGCAGGAGCGGGAGGAGCUUGCCCAGCUCCCGCCGGCCAAAAAGAAGAAGGUCGCCCAGGACCUCCGCAAGAAGUUGAAGGGGAAGUGGCCCGGGCUGGAGCAGGAAGAAGACAGGCACGUGGUGAAAGCGGUGCACUACGACUUCUGCGAGUGCGAGCACUUCGAGGCGGGAUGGGACCUCGAGACGGUUUUCGAGCUCUUCGAGGACUGCCCCAAGGCGGCGCUGUGCGAGGCGACGGAGCGGAACGACGCUAUCGCUGACAAGCCGCAGCGCGAUCUGGAGCGGGUGCAGGAGGAGCCCACAGCACCGCUUGCGGCGACAGCUUCGGCAAAGGGUCCGGAGGCUGGGCACGAGCCGCAAGCGACCCGAGAGGGCGCAUGCGACCAAGGCGGCAGCAAGAAGCCUAAGAAAGGCGGCCGCCGUGAGUGGCGCAAGCUGGACGUGCACGGGGCGGCACUCAAAGAGGCCCCGGCCGCAGCCAGCGGAAGCGCAGCGAACAGCAACGGCAGCGAGGCAUGCUCGAGGCCCGCGCGUGGCGCGACCAACAAGGGCCGCUACGGGAAUGGGGCCGGCAAGGGCGGGCGCGACCAUGAGGGGCCGCCCAGCUCAGGCUUCGCUGCCGAGUUCGUGGAAGCGGUGAGGAAGGGCUAUGGGCAGCCCAAAGUAGAUGAACUCGUGGAGGGCCCAUUGCGCACGGAGUUCGAGGCCUGCAUGGCCACGGUCGAGGGGAUCCUCGUGAAGGCCGGACCCCAGAAGGCGGCGGAGUGCCAGGCCGCCCUGCUGCACACCAUCGAGCAGCUGAUGCAGGAGAAG